CGCGGACGCCAUGCAAAAAAAGUAUAUUUUUUUCGAUACUCAAGAUCUCAACUCUUUGCACGACAUAUCUAUGAUUCUUAGUAAUAGCCUGUUGGUUGAAAACGCUUCGGUUUCUGUUCCCCCCUAUUCCUUGUCCAUGUUGAUCAACAUCCCGAAUAACGUCGCGUAUCUAGAAGGCGAGGUUCUGUACAUUAAAGGGAUAAAUCCGCUAACGGAUCUCAUAAGCUAUAUCAAGUUCAUACACAAUCUCCUAGAACCGUUCAAGCUGAAGUUCGUUCUGAAAGAGACAAUCGUACUUCCUAAAAGAAGCGCUCUUCAAGCCUUCGAGAAGGACAUCAUCAAAGUCUACAGACUCAGAAGCGUCUUCUCUGCGAAUCUCGAAAGAUGCAUGAACCAUUUGCUCUUUAAAAAAUUCGAAGAGGUUGUUUUCGAACACAGCUAUAAAAUGUGCAUUGAUGAUGACAAGACGCAAUUUCAACCGCUAAAAACAUUCGAAUACGCCUGCGUUGGCGGGACUUUUGAUCAUUUUCAUUUGGGCCACCAGCUGUUGUUGACGGCCUCCCUAUGCGUGACUUCCAAGAAGUUGCUGAUAGGGGUCGCCGACGGGCCCCUUCUGGAUAAAAAAGAGUACAAAGAAUACAUACAGCCGUACGAGAUCCGGUCUUCCGUUGUAGAGGCGUUCUGCAAGUUGGUGUGUCCUGAGUUGACCGUCGACAUACAAAGAAUUUUCGACCCAGUUGGCCCGGCUGCUACAGAGGAAAAACUACAAGCAUGUAUACUGUCAAUGGAAACUGAAAAGUCGAUCAACAUGAUUAACGAAGCUAGAACCAAAAAUAGAUUAGCGCCAAUUCAGGCCUGUACUAUAGAGCUAGUGAACGAUAGGGCUGACUCCCCCAGCUCUAUACAAAGCAAGAAAAUAUCAAGCACUUAUUUCAGAAUGAAAGAAGCAAGCAACGCAGAAAUUGCCCGACGCGAAUAG
Schistocerca gregaria is the source of this 979-nucleotide messenger RNA. RefSeq lists its product as uncharacterized. NCBI's taxonomy places the organism in Eukaryota, Metazoa, Arthropoda, Insecta, Orthoptera, Acrididae. The transcript is spliced from 2 exons. The record is from RefSeq and is a predicted model, not a curated record. The coding region runs from base 11 to 979 and encodes 322 amino acids. Gene Ontology annotation, biological process: coenzyme A biosynthetic process. Gene Ontology annotation, molecular function: dephospho-CoA kinase activity.